UGCAUUACCUGAGAAUUGGACAGUAAUCAGUAUUCAUUGGUACCUGCUACGUUAGCGUAGCUGUUGCUGGACAAAAAUUCAAACGUAAUUCAAACUAUACUUAGUUUUAAUGGAAAAAUUCUGUACCAAUUUCUCUUCCAGUAAAAGUAUUAUACAGUUAAAUUGAAUGAACUUAAAACUAAGAAAGCCAUAAUGAAAAAAUUGCGUUUAUCCCAUAUUUCGACGAGAUGGCGGUCAACUGCUGCUGCACCAGCUGUGUCUUCAGGAACUAUCGACUCAUUUGAUGAAGCUGAAAACUUAGCUAAAGCCAAACCCUACUGUGAUGUUCCGGGACCAACUCCAUGGCCAAUUAUCGGAAAUACUUGGAGAAUGUUACCGAUCAUUGGUCCUUACCAGAUAUCGGAUUUGGCUAAUGUAUCGUACGUACUUUACAAGCAAUACGGAAAAAUGGCAAAACUCGGUAAUCUUGUUGGACGUCCGGAUUUAUUGUUCGUUUACGAUGCCGACGAAAUAGAAAAAGUUUACAGACAAGAAGGAGAUACGCCAUUUAGACCCUCUAUGCCUUGCUUAGUUAAGUACAAGAGUCAAGUUCGAAAACAGUUUUUCGGUAGACUUCCCGGAGUAGUCGGCGUGCAUGGAGAACCAUGGAGAGAAUUUAGAACUAAAGUUCAAAAGCCAGUACUACAGCCUCAAACCGUAAAAAAAUAUAUACAGCCCAUCGAAGAAGUCUCCGACUACUUUAUCCAAAGAAUGCAAGAAAUGAAAAACGAAAAUUCUGAAAUGCCUGCUGAUUUCGACAAUGAAAUUCACAAGUGGGCAUUGGAGUGCAUAGGUCGAGUGGCUUUAGAUGCUAGACUGGGUUGUUUGAGACCCGAUUUACCUCAUAAUUCAGAGCCGCAAAAGAUUAUAGAUGCAGCGAAAUACGCUCUUCGUAAUGUAGCUCUGCUAGAACUAAAAUAUCCAUUUUGGCGUUAUUUGCCGUCAACGCUUUGGAAGAAAUACGUGUCUAACAUGGACUAUUUUAUCGAAAUAUGUAUGAAGUAUAUAGAUGACGCCAUGCUGAGAUUAAAAACCAAACCAGCGAUAGUCAAUGAAAGCGAAUUGUCUUUGGUGGAAAGAAUAUUAGCUAACGAACCCGAUCCCAAAACUGCCUACGUAUUAGCGUUGGAUCUUAUUCUUGUCGGAAUAGACACGAUAUCGAUGGCUGUAUGUUCAAUGCUUUAUCAAAUAGCGACGAGGCCUGAAGAACAAGAAAAAAUAUAUCAAGAAAUGUUAAAAGUGCUUCCCAACAAAGACGACAAAUUAGAUGCGAGUAAAUUGGAAAAAAUGAUUUAUUUGAAAGCAUUUAUCAAAGAAGUAUUACGGAUGUAUUCAACUGUGAUAGGAAACGGUAGAACAUUACAGAAAGAUAUGGUCAUUUGUGGUUACAGGAUACCAAAAGGCAUUCAGCUAGUAUUUCCAACUAUUGUUACGGGGAACAUGGAAGAGUAUGUGACGGACUGUACACAGUUCAAACCCGAAAGAUGGAUGAAACAGUCGACCGGAUAUAUUCAUCCAUUCGCAUCGCUACCAUAUGGUCAUGGACCUAGAAUGUGCUUGGGAAGAAGAUUUGCUGAUUUGGAAAUGCAAGUAUUCAUCGCCAAGUUGAUCAGAUCGUACAAGCUGGAAUAUCAAUACGAACCGUUGAAAUACAAAGUGACAUUCAUGUACGCCCCGGACGGCGAAUUGAAAUUUAAAAUGACUGAAAGGUCUUAAAUGAUAGCUGAUAAUUUAUAAGAUAUGCUAUUUUUGUAUAAUCAUAAUGAUUAAUAAAUAAAUGUAUUUUUUAAUUUUU
This is a messenger RNA of Adelges cooleyi (spruce gall adelgid), 1834 nucleotides long. RefSeq names its product probable cytochrome P450 301a1, mitochondrial (gene Cyp301a1). Bases 193 to 1755 code for a protein of 520 amino acids. Gene Ontology annotation, molecular function: heme binding; monooxygenase activity; oxidoreductase activity, acting on paired donors, with incorporation or reduction of molecular oxygen. The record is from RefSeq and is a predicted model, not a curated record. Lineage: Eukaryota; Metazoa; Arthropoda; Insecta; Hemiptera; Adelgidae. The transcript has 10 exons.